Messenger RNA from Papaver somniferum (opium poppy), 2312 nucleotides. RefSeq names its product auxin transporter-like protein 4. Gene Ontology annotation, cellular component: plasma membrane. The coding region runs from base 537 to 2000 and encodes 487 amino acids. The record is from RefSeq and is a predicted model, not a curated record. NCBI's taxonomy places the organism in Eukaryota, Viridiplantae, Streptophyta, Magnoliopsida, Ranunculales, Papaveraceae. The transcript has 9 exons.
GUUUUUUUGUUAUCAUCAGAAAAUACCUUCUCUUAUCAAAAAUCUUCAAACAGGGAAACAAACAAACCCUAUAGUCCAGAGACUCCUAUACUCUCUGUUCAUCUCUGGGAAACUUAAUUAACCCAUUUAAAGAAUCAAAACUAAGAAGUUUCCUUGUCUCUAGGCUCUGAGUUGUGCCGUCUUUGCAGAGAGUGUCAAAAACGAAAACGGAGUUGUUUUUGCAGUUACACAGAGUGAAGAGCAUUAAAAGCUUUUCUUCUUUCUUUUCUUUCUCUGCUGCAAUUCUUAUUAAACGCUUCUGAACAUUGCUGUCCGAUACAUCCAAUGGCGAUUACUCUACAGUUUUAAUUUCUCUCUCACACAAACACGAGAUACAUACAUCAAAAAAACCCUUCUUUUCCGGAAUUAAGUCCACGCAUUUUGUUCAUUCAAACCAAAGACCAGAAAUCCCCCUAUUUAAAAACCAAAGAUACUUGCUUUCUCAGAAGGAGGAGGAAAACAGAGAUAUUGUUCUUUUUUCUAUCUUCUGAUCCAAAAUGCAACCUCAGAAAGGUGAAGAAGGUCCAAUAGUAUCAUCAAAUUACAAUGAAACAGAGAAUGGUGGGGCAGAAUCAACAAAAGAAGUAACUCAUGAACAUGAUCAUGAUUCUGGUUUUAAUUUCAAGAGUUUCCUCUGGCAUGGUGGUUCUGUUUAUGAUGCUUGGUUCAGUUGUGCUUCAAAUCAAGUAGCUCAAGUUCUAUUAACACUACCAUAUUCUUUCUCUCAACUUGGAAUGCUGUCAGGAAUCGUAUUUCAAGUCUUUUAUGGUCUUAUUGGUAGCUGGACUGCAUAUCUUAUUAGUGUUCUUUAUGUUGAGUUUCGAAGUAGAAAGGAGAAAGAAAAUGUUAACUUUAAGAACCAUGUCAUCCAGUGGUUUGAAGUGUUGGAAGGAUUAUUAGGUCCUUAUUGGAAAGCAAUAGGACUUGCUUUUAACUGUACUUUCUUACUCUUUGGCUCUGUUAUUCAACUCAUUGCUUGUGCAAGUAACAUUUACUACAUCAAUGAUCAUUUGGAUAAAAGGACAUGGACUUACAUAUUUGGAGCUUGUUGUGCAACAACUGUGUUUGUACCUUCAUUCCACAACUACAGACUUUGGUCAUUCUUAGGUCUUGGCAUGACUACCUAUACAGCUUGGUACAUGACCAUUGCUGCUGUUGUCCAUGGCCAGGUUGAGAAUGUAAGCCACACAGCUCCAACAAAGAUGGUAUUAUACUUUACUGGGGCAACAAACAUACUCUAUACAUUUGGUGGACAUGCUGUUACUGUUGAAAUCAUGCAUGCAAUGUGGAAGCCACAAAAGUUCAAGUCCAUUUACCUACUUGCAACCCUCUAUGUCUUCACAUUAACCUUGCCAUCAUCUAUUGCUGUUUAUUGGGCUUUCGGUGAUCAACUCCUAAAUCACUCCAACGCUUUCUCACUUUUACCCAAGAAUGGUUGGCGUGAUGCUGCCGUUAUCCUCAUGCUUAUUCAUCAGUUUAUUACAUUUGGAUUUGCUUGCACUCCAUUGUAUUUCGUAUGGGAGAAAGUCAUCGGAAUGCAUGACACAAAGAGCAUAUGUCUAAGGGCACUCGCUAGAUUGCCAGUAGUGGUUCCAAUUUGGUUCUUGGCCAUCAUUUUCCCCUUCUUUGGUCCUAUCAAUUCUGCUGUUGGUGCUUUAUUGGUUAGCUUUACUGUCUACAUCAUUCCAGCUCUUGCUCAUAUGCUCACUUACAGAAAAGCCUCUGCCCGUCAGAAUGCGGCAGAGAAACCUCCAUUUUUCAUGCCGAGUUGGACUGCAAUGUACGUACUCAACACAUUCAUCGUCGUUUGGGUAUUUAUCGUCGGUUUUGGGUUCGGUGGUUGGGCUAGUGUGACUAACUUCGUACAACAAGUCGACACGUUCGGACUGUUCGCAAAGUGCUACCAAUGCCCCAAGUCACCACCACCGGUGACCGUUGCUCCACCACCCAAACAUCACUAAAGAUUAGCAAAUACAGGCCAACCAAAUUCUCUUCUCUUCUUCUUCAUUUGUAUCAUACAUGUGGUGUAGUGUGCUUUUUUUUUUUGGUGUUUUAGCUUGGUUUGUAAACUAGUAGUAGUAGACAGUGUGUGUGCCCUUUGGGAAUCCUUUGCUAAUUGCCAUAUCAAAAGUAAAGGGAUGAUGAUAGUUUUAUUUUGUUGGAGGGUAAUUUUGUUGAUUUAAGUAUUAGAAAGUUUAUUUAUUGUUUUAACUUAAGUAAGUAAAGUAUUGAAAUAUAUAGAAGAAGAAAUAUAUAAAUUUUCUUUGGUAAUG